This is a messenger RNA of Zea mays, 847 nucleotides long. RefSeq lists its product as uncharacterized. Bases 105 to 518 code for a protein of 137 amino acids. The transcript has a single exon. The record is from RefSeq and is marked validated. Lineage: Eukaryota; Viridiplantae; Streptophyta; Magnoliopsida; Poales; Poaceae.
CGAGGCCACGACACACUCUCAUCACACGCACGGACCCUACCCCGUCCCCGCCCGCCUCGGAGGCCGGGGCAAAACACCGCCAGGCAGCCCAGCCCCAGCCAGCCAUGAAGCGAACCAGAGCGCAGCAGUCCAAGGCGGAGGAGCCGCAGGACCCCUCCGCCGCCGCCGCGGCCAACCCAAACCCAAACCCCAAGCCGCAGCAGCGCCGGGCCAAGCAGCCGAGGCAGCCCAAGGCAGGCGCCAGGGCGAGGCCCGCCGCGGCAAAUGCCGCGCCUUCUUCGCCCGGGCCGGAGACGGCGCCGGCCGUGCCGGACGCGCGCGCCGUGGACUGCUGGGACCUCGACGCCGGGCUGAGCGCGGCGGCGGCCUGGUGGACGUGGGGCGUCGACGAGGACAAGCUGCUCGGCUGGUUCCCCUUCGUGGAGGAGGACUUCCGGUGCGCCGGCGCCGGCGCCCGCUCCUGCGAGGCCGAGGCCGAGGCGGCUGCGUUCGACCACGACAUUUGGAGCAUCUGGUGAACCGAGCCGGUGGCGGUGCUUUUCUGUUGCGCUGUUCUUGCUCUCUGCCGACGGUAGUGUCUUGGUACAAGAGCGCGCGGGAGGAUGUGUAGUAGGCGAGGUAGCUAGUCGACUGGUAGAUGCGAUGGUGUGUGCAUGUCGGCGUUGGUCCAACUCCAUUGAUCGCGCACACUGUCUCUGUCUCCCGGGCCGGGCAGACGUGCUUGGUUCUGUGCCUGAACAACGGCGGCAAUUUCCAUCCGAGCACGUCAGCACCAAAACUCGUGUGUUGAUUUGACAUUUUAGGCAGGCAUUGUGUGCUACGGGAUUGCAAUUCGCAGUUCACCCAA